GAGAGGAAGCCCACCGUGGAUGCAGAGGAGGCUCAGAGGAUGACAACCCUGCUGUCUGCCAUGUCUGAGGAGCAGCUGUCCCGCUACGAAGUGUGUCGCCGGUCAGCUUUCCCGAGAGCACGCAUUGCGGGUCUGAUGCGGGCUAUCACUGGCAGUUCGGUGUCUGAGAACGCGGCCAUUGCCAUGGCUGGAAUAGCCAAGGUCUUUGUCGGAGAGGUGGUGGAAGAGGCCCUGGACGUGUGUGAGAUGUGGGGAGAGACGCCCCCGCUGCAGCCCAAGCAUUUAAGGGAGGCCGUUCGCAGGGAGAGGAAGCCCACCGUGGAUGCAGAGGAGGCUCAGAGGAUGACAACCCUGCUGUCUGCCAUGUCUGAGGAGCAGCUGUCCCGCUACGAAGUGUGUCGCCGGUCAGCUUUCCCGAGAGCACGCAUUGCGGGUCUGAUGCGGGCUAUCACUGGCAGUUCGGUGUCUGAGAACGCGGCCAUUGCCAUGGCUGGAAUAGCCAAGGUCUUUGUCGGAGAGGUGGUGGAAGAGGCCCUGGACGUGUGUGAGAUGUGGGGAGAGACGCCCCCGCUGCAGCCCAAGCAUUUAAGGGAGGCCGUUCGCAGG
Messenger RNA from Pan troglodytes (chimpanzee), 606 nucleotides. RefSeq names its product TATA-box-binding protein-associated factor 11-like protein 13. Gene Ontology annotation, biological process: RNA polymerase II preinitiation complex assembly; transcription initiation at RNA polymerase II promoter. The record is from RefSeq and is a predicted model, not a curated record. Gene Ontology annotation, molecular function: RNA polymerase II general transcription initiation factor activity; protein heterodimerization activity. The transcript has 2 exons. Gene Ontology annotation, cellular component: transcription factor TFIID complex; nucleus. The annotation marks the transcript as partial. NCBI's taxonomy places the organism in Eukaryota, Metazoa, Chordata, Mammalia, Primates, Hominidae.